Tigriopus californicus is the source of this 3309-nucleotide messenger RNA. RefSeq lists its product as uncharacterized. Lineage: Eukaryota; Metazoa; Arthropoda; Copepoda; Harpacticoida; Harpacticidae. The record is from RefSeq and is a predicted model, not a curated record. Bases 750 to 2738 code for a protein of 662 amino acids. The transcript is spliced from 6 exons.
CACUUCACAAGACUUCAACAAGUCCAAGAGGAGUAACACACAAACCAUACGGACGCCUAAGAACGCAACCCAACGAUGGAUGAUGGUCCUUGGACAGAACAAGGGGCCUUUCCUCACCACCGUUUCCUUUCUUCGUUCUCUCUCAGCUCACAUUCAGUGCAUACAUGGAUUCUUCUUCUUUUCGGUGCUCAUCAUCAUCGUCCACGAGCUCGGACUAGAGAACCUACGUACUACGUAUCCACAUGCUACAGUCGAGCAUUUUUGGAUGUGCUUGUUCUUGGUCGGGUCCUCGAGAAGGGAAAGAGGCGUAUUGUCACCGGUUGGAUGGAUCGACAGACGAGCGAACGGAUCGAGGAGCCUGGUUUCCCGUGGAAACCGGUCGAAAACCAUUCAGUUGCCGGUGAGAAGCAAGAGGUGAAGGAGCCAUCGACCGAACAGACUUUGUGUACAUGUUCAGUGGUCUUUCUCGAUUGGGAAGCAAAAAUUGGUUUGAGAGUGGCUUAGCAGAUAAUCUGGUGCUUAAAUCCAAGAUUGGGCAAAUAAAGAGGAUCAUAAGAUUGGAGUGUUUAAAAGAGAAGUGGGAUUGAGUGCCCGUCAAUCUUUCGGGUGAGAGUGAAGAGGUCGUUGGGAGUGACACGCAGCAGUGAUGACGGUGUUGUCUUUGAUAUCGUGAGAAGAACUUGUCUUUGAACAGCAAGGUCAGAUACGGUGAUGUAAAACAUGUGGUGGUUGUGUUAAGUGCCAGCACUAUGAUCCAGAUGAUCGCCAAUACCGACGAUGUUGGGUCUUGGCGAAGGGAAGGUCACGAUCCGCCCCCGGAAUUUCUCAUUCCGCCGCCUCCCCUGCCAGAUUUUUUGGUGGACCAAAACUGUCAAUCACGGGGCGAAUCCUUCCAAGAUUCUCUGGAAACAUGUGAUAUUAACACGAUCUCCAACUUUGGGCUCUCCAGCGAUGGCCUCGGCCUGAAUUCGAUUCAUUCCAUCUCAUUAUUCCUCGUGGCUCUCUUUGGCGUGUUCACCUUGAGUGCAUGCAUCGCCAUGUUUGUGCUCUGGCGAAGAUACCACAAGGACUCUCGACUCCAUUAUUUGAGAGCCUCAGUGUCCGCUUCCUCGAGUUUCAAGCCCAGCCCAAUGCAUUCAGGACACACCCAUAAUGGCCAUGGCGUGGAGCAGCCACUCAUUUACGAUGAUGCAGCUAUCAAUUUCAUAUCUAGUAACAAUCUCGUCAACUCAGGGCCUGUCAACCGAGCGCCCAAUGUGGGCGUGGGUGGAAAUGCUCAAAACACAUACCACGUCCUGCCUAGAAAUCAGAUGUCCAUUGACAGUUUCCAAUCAUCUGCCAGAGGUGGGUUCUAUCCAGUGCCGUCGGAAAUGGAGACCGACACGGAUAGUCGGAUUUAUGAGGAAGUUCAACAAAAUCAAAAUGAUCCAUAUCCACCAAAUACAUCGACCUUAUUGAUGGCCACUCCGAAAUCGUCAGCUCGCUUUGGGCCCAUGAGGUCAGACGUGUCCCAGUCGCCCACCACUACCGGGAAAUACUCAUUUUCCAAUACGUUGGAGUUGUGCCACAUGGUGGAGUCGCCCUACUCGAAUGUCAUUGAUGAGCAAACCCAUCGCGCUUUUUCCAAUGGUUGUCCGGCACCGAGCAAUUUCGAUUAUUCGUCUGUCUACUAUCACCCGCAUCAAACCAAUCGAACGAGUAGCUCCACAGGGAUCUCGUCUUCUAAUUCAGAUCAAUCCUCCAACUUGAACCUCUUAAACCCUUUAAAGCCUUCGAUGGGCUCGUCUGGUGUGAGCGCGCCGCCCAGGACCCCCUUCAUCGUGCGUAAUGAGAGUGGGGCGCAUCUCUUGAACGGAUCUAAUCUUAAUAUGAAUCGCUCCCAAAACAAUGUCAGAAAUCACAUGGGUUUUCUCACUUCGCUUCUCCCUAAUCGCCUGGCCAAAAAAGGCAGACGGCAACGUCGGAGACGUGGCGGAACGGGGGAAGAAAUCGCACCCCCGGCCCCGACCCACCAAGUGUGGCCGAAUCAAUUCGCUACGGGUGAUUCCUCGUGGUUAAUGACAUCUCAGCCCUCCGUUCCAGUUGGAUCAUCAUCUUUAAUAGCAACAACUGGCAUGGGUGGAACUCUCCAUUUGGAUGCCAUUCACCAACAACAGCAGCUGCUGCAGCAGCAACAACAACAACCUCUGUUGCCCCUUGUGACUUCGAGACCGUCGACCCUUCACCAAAACAUCAGUUAUGGAGACAGAGGCAAUCCCCCACCAACAUCGACAGCAACAACGACAACCCCUGUGAAUUAUGGCCAGCCAAAUAUGGCGCCCAUGGCCAAUAAGUCCACUUUGGGCAGGAUGCCUAAUCCGGACGACAUCUUGCCUCAAGAGGCUUGGACGGACUUUACUGGUGCCGAGGAUUGGUCUGAAGCACUGACCAUGAAGCGAUCUCGUCUCAAGCGCAACAAGCAACGACCCGGCCCAACCAAGCCCCUAGGGAGCGUGGCCAAUUGUGAUAAUGUUAAUAAUAACCCUAAUUUGCGCCCGCAUUCCCUGGGAAGUCAGAUCACAUCUUCGGGAGGGGAUCCCGACCCGGACUUGGACGACGAUGAGGAGGAGGAAGAAGAGUCCUUUGAAAUGAGCUCUCCCAUGCUGGAGGCAAUCACCCCUCAGAACGGCAAUCUUCGGGCCUUUCAAAGCUCGACAUCGAAUUCAAAUUCAUCCUCUAACACAUCUGCCCAACGAUAAUGAAUGGCCCUUUUAGUGCAGUUUUUGUUUUUCUCUCUAUGUUAACCCACAACCCCUCCUUUGAAGCGUCUCGGCUUUGUUUGGUUUAUCUUCAAAUUUAAAUCGAUUUCAAUUACCAUAAUAGAGCAUUUCACUUUCCGCCCUCUCUACGUAAUUCUCAGAGAGAGACUGGAAAUUCGAAUCCAUAUCGCACCUGAAGAUCUUGUCUCAACACGUUCAAGGUUGUCCGCCGUAAUAAACCGUAAUCAAAGCGACACACCUACCCUUUCCAAUACUAGUAGUACACUACCAUGCAAUUAAAUUUCAUCCAAUCACACCUUCACCCAAGGCCUCUUCAAAUAAAGGCCUGCUCUAUUUACCCCCCCCCUUUGCCUCCCUCCCUUUUCAUACCCUUCCUUUCUUCAAGCAACCGCAAAGCCUUAUUUUUAUAACAUGUCUUUGUGCCCCAUUUCUCUCACUCCAAGAACACCACUCAUAAGUGUAUUCCCCUAUUCUAGUCAGACAUGAUUUGUUGUGAAUUGAAUGAACAUAUCAUUCCUAAACCAGAAGUAAUAAACGUUCCCGCACUGCA